ACGGUACAGUCCCGUUAUACUCGGGAAGAGCCAGGACCUGUACAGUCCCGGUAUACUCGGUCAGAGCUAGGAGCGUUACAAUCCCGUUAUACUCGGGUAGAGCGAGGCGCUCCGAAUAGCGGUUUGAGGAAUGAGGCGGAAAAGGCGAGGAGAACAUGUACACAGGACUUCUCUAAACGCAAAUACUUUGAUAUGGAAGAUGUGUUUGUUGCUGAGAUGGUGGAUUCCUGUACUAUUCCUGACAGAUCUCCCAUCUAGCUCAGCCAUCCAGGUCUCCUCUCGUGAAGACAGGAAGUAUGCCACGCUGUUCCAGUCGGUGAUCCUGCCGUGCCAAUACUCCAGCAUGUCCACCCAGACGCCUGUGGUCCAAUGGUGGUACAAGUCUUACUGCCGCGACCGCACCCGCGACGCCUUCAGCUUCCCGGAGGGCCUGGGGGUAAGGGGCUCCUCGUCCCAUCUAGACUGCUCCGAUUCUAGCCGCACCGUCCGCGUGGUGGCCUCCGUCACCGGAUCCUCCAUCACCCUGGCCGAGCACUACAAGGGCAGAGAUAUUACUAUCAUCAACAGUAAGACAUGGCACUCAAUACUACUGUUGUUGAUGAUGCUAUUACAUCAGGAGGACUAGAUGUUCAGGGAGGCUGGCCAGGUCCUCUAGAUAAAAGACAUGUCACUAGUGUUGUUGAUGAUGCUAUUACAUCAGGAGGACUAGAUGUCCAGGGAGGCUGGUCAGGUCCUCUAGAUAAAAGACAUGUCACUAGUGUUGUUGAUGAUGUUAUUACAUCAGGAGGACUAGAUGUUCAGGGAGGCUGGUCAGGUCCUCUAGAUAAAAGACAUGUCACUAGUGUUGUUGAUGAUGCUAUUACAUCAGAAGUACUAGAUGUUCAGGGAGACUGGUCAGGUCCUCUAGAUACAAGACAUGUCACUAGUGUUGUUGAUGAUACUAUUACAUCAGAAGUACUAGAUGUUCAGGGAGACUGGUCAGGUCCUCUAGAUACAAGACAUGUCACUAGUGUUGUUGAUGAUGUUAUUACAUCAGGAGGACUAGAUGUCCAGGGAGGCUGGUCAGGUCCUCUAGAUAAAAGACAUGUCACUAGUGGUUUUGAUGAUGCUAUUACAUCAGGAGGACUAGAUGUCCAGGGAGGCUGGUCAGGUCCUCUAGAUAAAAGACAUGUCACUAGUGGUUUUGAUGAUGCUAUUACAUCAGGAGGACUAGAUAUCCAGGGAGGCUGGUCAGGUCCUCUAGAUAAAAGACAUGUCACUAGUGUUGUUGAUGAUGUUAUUACAUCAGGAGGACUAGAUGUCCAGGGAGGCUGGCCAGGUCCAGCAGAUCAAAAUAAAGAUCAUGUAGAUAAAGGUCACAGGUGGUUGAGGUCACAGGCAGGUCACAAGGCUGCCUCUCUUCUCAAUUCCAUAACACACACGUUGACAUGCACCCACCCACAUGCGUGUUGUGAGGUCCUCUGAAGAGACACUAAGAGGGUGUUGUGGAGGACAGGCAGGGUGAUGAAUAGGAAGAGACGUGAUAGUCCGGCGUCCCAUUGUGUUGUCCGGCGUCCCACCUCCCCACAAUCCCCAGCCAACGCGGCUCCGCGUUCUCGUCCUCUAUGCGUUCUAAUGUGUUGACAGUUGGAGAAAUUGCUUGAGCCACGCUAAGAAUUCAAAGUAUGAAAGUCAAUGGUCCGACAUUCUAGAACACUGCUGUGUUUACACAUACACGUUUUGGACUCUGAUAGCCGCUUUAGACUCAGGCAUCGGUGAGCAGACAGGGAAAGAGAGCGAGAGAGAAAGAUAGAGAUGGAUAGAGUAAGAGGGAGAGGAGAGAGAGAGAGGGAAAGAUGGA
Messenger RNA from Oncorhynchus tshawytscha (Chinook salmon), 1840 nucleotides. RefSeq names its product immunoglobulin-like domain-containing receptor 2. Bases 131 to 625 code for a protein of 164 amino acids. Gene Ontology annotation, cellular component: membrane. Lineage: Eukaryota; Metazoa; Chordata; Actinopteri; Salmoniformes; Salmonidae. Gene Ontology annotation, biological process: pancreas development. The record is from RefSeq and is a predicted model, not a curated record. The transcript has 2 exons.